CUUUUGUCAUUUACAACUUCCUGAGUCUGUGUUACGAGUACCUGGGAGGAGAGAGCGCCAUCAUGGCAGAGAUCCGAGGGAAACCCAUUGAGUCCAGCUGUAUGUACGGUACCUGCUGUCUGAGAGGAAAGGCCUACUCCAUCGGAUUCCUGCGCUUCUGUAAGCAGGCCACGCUGCAGUUCUGUGUGGUCAAACCUCUCAUGGCUGUCAUCACUGUUAUCCUGCAGGCCUACAGCAAAUAUAAAGAUGGAGACUUCAACGUCGCCAGUGGAUACCUGUACGUGACCAUCAUCUACAACAUCUCAGUCAGCUUGUCUCUCUACGCCCUGUUCCUCUUCUAUUUCGCCACCAGGGCCCUGCUCAGCCRGUACAGCCCCAUGCUCAAGUUCCUGGUGGUCAAGUCCAUCAUCUUCCUCUCCUUCUGGCAGGGCAUGUUGCUGGCCAUCCUAGAGAAGUGUGGCGCCAUCCCUCGGAUCAACUCGCCYGGGGUGACGGUCGGCGAGGGCUCGGUUGCAGCCGGGUACCAGAACUUCAUCAUCUGCAUCGAGAUGUUUUUCGCGGCGCUGGCCCUGCGGCAUGCUUUCACUUAUAAAGUCUACAUGGAUAAAAGUCUCGAUGCUCGAGGCCGCUGCGCCCCGAUGAAGAGCAUCUCCAGCAGCCUGAAAGAGACGAUGAGCCCCGGGGACAUGGUCCAGGACGCCAUCCACAACUUCUCCCCGGCCUACCAGCAGUACACACAACAAUCCACGCUGGAGCAGGGGGCGCCGCCUCCCGCCUCCCGCAGCCACGGUACGGUCGGUGCCCGCGGCGACACGGAGAAAACGCUCCUGCUCAGUUCAGACGAUGAGUUCUAACACAGGAGGACAGCUUGUUUCAGCAGCUGGUGCUGCUUCAGACCCAAGUUUUAACAGACGCUGGUUCUUAAUCUAAGCUGCUGUCUUCAGUGGGACUGAUUCCACGGUCAUAAACACACCCGUGCCCACGUUAYCAUCUUGUUUCAUGGGAGCGCUUGUUCGGUUGUGCAAACUCGGAAAGUUACAGAGUCACGAUCCGACAAUAGAAAUCAUUUCUGACGUCUGAGAAAAAUGUUUUCUGGCUUUGUUUGGACUUUAUUUUUAUAUUCCAGAAGAGUCGCCUCAGUGGAAACACAGCCAUCCAGUCCGAACUCUUUUCUGCUUUUCAAGAUGUUUAUAGAUAAAGCACAAUCUUACAUUUUAAAGUUAGAGUUUUAACUAUUUUUCAUGAAUGGAAUUCAAAUUUAUCGGAGUCACAGAUUUGUAAAGUUUGAAACCUUUUAUUUUACAAACUGCUAAAUUUCUGGCAUUUAUUUGUAAGGUAAAAUGUUGUGAGUAAAGCAGAUGAAUGUACUUUAAAGGGAUAUUCUGGUCAUCUCAAAGUGGAGUUCUGUGAACAUGUUUCCAAACAGGUGAGAUAAAUGUUUGGAUUUUCACAAAACACCAUUACAAUAUGGCUGGGAUGUUCCUUUAAAGCUAUUUUCAGUGUUUCUGUGUGAAGAGCUAGUGUUGCUCACAUGGAUCUARAAUGUUGUUGAUAUUAACAGAACAGAUGGGAAGGGGGCGGGGCAGUUUAUAGAUUUGACAUUUUAUCUGCUCCAGUUGGAGUGAGGAGGUAGGGAGGCAGCAUGAGAAACACCUCAGGGUUAAUCUUGUUUUGUUGAGUGGUUUGAUCAGCAGAGUCAGAACUCUGCAGGCUCCAGCCAAGACGAGGGGCCAAAAUUCAAAACUUUGUUUUAGCCAAGGGCCAAUCUCCAACACUAUUUAUUGUAUAAAAUAUAUAAUUGACCUUGGUUUUCAGAUG
Austrofundulus limnaeus is the source of this 1818-nucleotide messenger RNA. RefSeq names its product transmembrane protein 184B. The record is from RefSeq and is a predicted model, not a curated record. NCBI's taxonomy places the organism in Eukaryota, Metazoa, Chordata, Actinopteri, Cyprinodontiformes, Rivulidae.